Molecule: messenger RNA, 1651 nt
Organism: Nerophis lumbriciformis (worm pipefish)
Lineage: Eukaryota; Metazoa; Chordata; Actinopteri; Syngnathiformes; Syngnathidae
Gene: spon2b
Product: spondin 2b, extracellular matrix protein
Biological process (GO): cell adhesion
Cellular component (GO): extracellular matrix
Source: RefSeq, a predicted model, not a curated record
AGGAGUGAAGCUCCUGAAAGACAUAUAAAGGCAAAAGACGACUUGGUUCUUUGCAGUCACUUUUGCCGGCAGCCACAUCCAAUACUCUCCACUCCCUCUCUUCCUCCAAGCCUGCUCUCUACUCCUCUGCUGCAACCCUUCAUUCAUAGAGAACCCCUCAGCAAAACCAUCUCCAUCACUUUCCCAUUAACCCCGCCUGAUGAUCAUGGACACCUUGAGAAGCAUCCCUUCUGCCAGUGAGGCGCUCAAUUUAUUGAUGGUCUUUAUGCUGACAUUCGGCCAAAGUGUUUACCCAAUGCCGGUGCCGACUGACAUCCCCAUGUGCACUGCCUCGGAACCUGCCCAGUACAGCUUGACAUUUACUGGCAAGUGGACUCAGGCGGCGUUCCCCAAACAGUAUCCUGUCUACCGUCCCCCUGCACAAUGGUCCAACCUUGUGGGGGUGACCCACAGUUCCGACUACCACAUGUGGCAGCGUAAUGGCUUUGCCAGCAAUGGAGUGAGGGAGUUCACAGAGAAAGGCGAGGCUUGGACUCUCAUGAAGGAAAUCGAGCAAGCCGGUGAACAAAUUCAGAGCGUUUAUGGGAUCUUCUCCGCUGCUGCCGUCGUAGGAGGGACAGGCCAGAGCAACACUGUGGUUGAGGUCUUUGCCAGACAUUCCUAUCUGUCAUUUAUUGUGCGGCUUGUUCCUAGCCCCGACUGGUUUGUGGGAGCAGACAGUAUUGACUUGUGUGAUGGCGACCACUGGAAAGACAACGUGUCGCUGGAGCUUUUCCCGUAUGAUGCCGGAACUGACAGCGGGUUCACAUUUUCUUCUCCCAACUUUGAAACCAUCCCUCAAGACAAAAUCACACAGAUAACCUCAUCCUUACCCAGUCACCCUGCCAACUCCUUCUUCUACCCUCGGCUGAAGCACCUCCCAGCCAUAGCCAAAGUGACACUGACUAAAGUAAAGAAGACCAAUCAGAUCAUCAGCCUUCCAGUGGAACCCACCCAGUCCAACUUGCUGCCAACAGGAAAUGAUAUCGAGGACAACCUUAUAAAUACGCCUCUGGACUGUGAAGUGUCACAGUGGUCUCCCUGGGGUUUGUGCAAGGGCAAGUGUGGAGAUUCGGGAGUGCAGCACCGCACUCGCUAUGUACUCAUGCACCCAGCCAACGACGGCACAGCAUGCCCCCUGCUGGAGGAGGAGAGGACGUGUGCCCCGGACAACUGUUUAUGACUAAGCCAGGUUAGGAGGGAGAAAAAGGACUGGAAGGACAGAAGAGGGAAUGACAGGAAGGACCGGAAAGGGAGAAAAAGACGACGAAGAAGAUACAACAGCAAAAAGCCUGAGCCAUGAAUUGGACUUCUCUUUCCUCCCUACUAUGAUCUUUAAUAUGUGCUAUUGAUUGGUCAAAAUUGUGUUUUGGGGAUUCAUUGUGUACAGAUUUUCGUCAAAGUUUAACGAUAGUUCUGAGAUCAGUGGAGAGGUGUAGUUUGGUAUCAUCACCCUUAGACACCAAGUCAUUGUUGCAGAUUAUCAAAAGUGUCUUUAUGAAUCAACAGAAAGUACAAAUGUUUCAGUUUGGAGGUUUCUGAUAAUGUAUUUAUUGACAGGAUUUUACCCUGUAAUGUAAAAAUAUGAAAGUAUUCAGUUGUAUUAUUUUAC